UCUGCAGUUUUGACUAGCGAUCGACAUAAUUUUGUUCGUAAACAUUUAACGUUCCCCGUGCUUGCAGUUUCGUGCGAGUUCCAUUUUCUGCAAGUUGCGAACAUUAUUUGGAACAAUGUGCUGGCUCGAAAGCCUGGGAUUCGUAACCGGUUUGGUGUUAAUUUUAAAGUCAAUUUACAACUUGAGCCAUUUUGUUUAUGUAAAUUUCCUGGGCCGAUUUAUUGGGCACGGGCUCAACAUCAGCAAAUGUGGACCUUGGGCGGUGGUAACGGGUGCAACAGACGGAAUCGGAAAAUCUUAUGCUCGUUUGUUGGCAGCGAAAGGCUUGAACGUGGUGCUAGUCAGUAGGACGCCAGCCAAGCUACAGAAAGUUGCCGACGAAAUCAAAAGCGAGUAUGGAUCGAUAGAAAUCAAGACGAUUGCAGUCGACUUCACGGAUGGCAACUCGAUCUACUCGAAACUUGAAGCAGAGCUGAGUCAGUUCGAGAUUGGCAUUUUGAUUAACAAUGUAGGGAUGGCUGUUGGGUUCGCCGAAUCCUUUGCUGAUAUCGCUGACGAGAAGAGUCUUAACGAUAUCGUCAACUGCAAUAUAUUAUCGAUGGUCCGAAUGUCCCGGCUGGUUCUACCCCAAAUGAUUAAGCGAAAGAAGGGCGUCAUCGUUAACAUCGGUUCGAUAUCAGGAGCAUUCGCUACCCCUUUCGCUACAGUUUACGGUGCAACCAAGGCAUUUGUUGAUAAAUUUUCUUGUGAUUUAUCGUCUGAAGUCAAAGAAUCGGGUGUUAUUGUUCAAACGGUUCAUCCUGGCUUCGUCGUCACUAACAUGUCGAAAUUGAGGAAGGCCACUUGGAAGGCUCCUACUCCGGAUAGGUUUGUCGCAGCAGCUUUGUCCACUUUAGGCCUGACCAAUCGCACCUCUGGUUUUUGGUUUCACUCAAUUCAGCUUUACUGGGGCGAAUUAGCAAAAUUCAUUUUUCCGGAAUCAAUGGCAUUUUUUACGAUUAAAUUUAUGAAGUCGCAUCGUCAAAGAGUACUCAACAGGCAGAGUAACUCAAAGUAAAAUCAUACGCUUAAUAUGCGUGAACUACAAUGGAAUCAUCUAGUG
This is a messenger RNA of Daphnia carinata, 1102 nucleotides long. Its product is annotated as very-long-chain 3-oxoacyl-CoA reductase-B-like. Lineage: Eukaryota; Metazoa; Arthropoda; Branchiopoda; Diplostraca; Daphniidae. The record is from RefSeq and is a predicted model, not a curated record. Gene Ontology annotation, cellular component: endoplasmic reticulum. The transcript is spliced from 7 exons. Gene Ontology annotation, molecular function: oxidoreductase activity. The coding region runs from base 116 to 1057 and encodes 313 amino acids.